This is a messenger RNA of Corylus avellana, 1152 nucleotides long. The record is from RefSeq and is a predicted model, not a curated record. Lineage: Eukaryota; Viridiplantae; Streptophyta; Magnoliopsida; Fagales; Betulaceae.
AUGGUUGAUUAUGGGAAAACCUAUCUUUUCCGUGUAGUCAAUGCAGUGAUGAAUGCAGAACUCUUCCUUGCAGUUGCUGAACACAAUCUCACAGUUGUUGGGAUGGAUGCACAUUAUAUCAAACCCAUUUCCACAGAAUACAUCAUGAAAAGCCCGGGACAAACAAUGGAUGUCUUGCUCACAACAAACCAGCCUCUCAGCCACUAUUAUAUGGCUACUAGACAAUACUCAAGCGAAGACGCCUCUGUUACCGGAUUUGACCAUGUCAAUACAACUGCAAUUCUACAGUACAAAGGCAAUUAUACUAUCCCAUCAUCUCCUUCCUUUCCAAGUGCACUUCCUCUUUACUUGGACUUCACGGCUGCCUUGACCUUCACCAGUCGUAUAAGGAGCUUAGCAAACAAAGACCACCCAGUAAAUGUCCCCCUCAACAUAACUGAGAGAAUGUAUAUUACAGUUUCCAUGAAUUUGCUCUACUGUCCAAUCUGUACGAGAGCGCAUGAUAAUGAAACAUUGGUUUCAACUUUAAAUAAGAUAAGUUGGGUCAACCCAAGUACUGACGUGCUACAUGCCUACUACAGGAAUAUCAAUGGAGUUUACACCACAGACUUUCCCGACUACCCCCCUUCAUUCUAUAACUUUACAGAUGAUGAAAUGACGGCCGAAAACAUUGUAUUAACAAGGCAAGGGACCAAGGUGAAGGUGUUGAACUAUGGUGAGGCAGUGGAGAUAGUUUUUCAAGGGACUGGCGUGCUAAAAGGCUCGGUAAAUCAUCCAAUGCAUUUGCAUGGAUAUAGCUUCUAUAUAAUUGGAACAGGUUUUGGUAAUUUUGAUAAUGAGACAGAUCCAAAAGGGUUUAAUUUAGUUGAUCAUCCAGAAUUGAAUACCUUUGGAGUUCCUAAGAAGGGAUGGCUUGCCAUCAGAUUUGUUGCAAAUAAUCCAGGUGUGUGGUUUUGGCAUUGUCAUUUUGAUCGACAUCUGAGUUGGGGUAUGAACACUGCAUUUAUAGUAAAGAAUGGGCCCACUAGUGAGACAAGCAUCCGCCAGCCCCCUGCUUACAUGCCUUCUUGUAAAGUUCCCUUAAAAUCUUGGAUACAAAACAACGAUGGGUCGGAUGAAGAAGUUAUGCCGAACCAAACAAGACUUGAUUAG